GCGUUGCGGCAGAUCCAAAUUGCUUGCUCCACUCCAUUAUCCAAAACCCAAAAGCAUGGUCACUCUGGCAGUCUGCGGCUAAUCAUCUUCGGAGAUUCCUCACGCCAAAGUGAAACGCUGCUGCUGCGGCAAGGCCAAGGCGGAGCAUCGCGAAGCCACCAGCCGAGUUCGCCAUGAGACCGCCGCCGCCGCCGUCUCUCGCCCUCCUCCCCUUCGUCCUGCUUCUCGUCCUCAUCCCGUUGCCUCCGGCAGCGGCAACCGCGGCAGGCCACACCUGGCGGGAGGCGCUCCGCACGGCGGCCGGCCGCAGGGCCGCUUCGCCGGCGGUGCAGGAGGGCGCGGCCGCUGGGGUGCUCCACCGGCUCCUUCCCUCCCACGCGCACAGCUUCCGCUUUCAGAUCGACACCAAGGGCGGUGUCUGUGGCGAAUCCAGCUGCUUCAGGAUAAGCAAUGUCGAUGGCUCGGGAAGAGGUGGAGCAGAGAUUAUGAUCCAGGGUACCACUGCCGUUGAGCUUGCAUCUGGACUCCAUUGGUACCUCAAAUAUUGGUGUGGGGUGCACAUUUCUUGGGAUAAGACUGGUGGUGCACAACUGGCGUCAGUCCCUUCACCUGGGUCUCUGCCACGAGUGAAUGGAACAGGAGUGAAGAUUAAGCGCCCUGUUCCAUGGAACUACUAUCAGAAUGUCGUCACCUCCAGCUACUCCUUUGUGUGGUGGGAUUGGAGAAGAUGGGAGAAAGAAAUUGACUGGAUGGCACUUCAAGGAAUCAACUUGCCUUUAGCAUUUACUGGACAGGAAGCUGUUUGGCAGAAGGUUUUUAAGAGUUUUAAUGUCAGUGACAGAGAUUUAGAUGAUUUUUUCGGCGGACCAGCUUUCCUUGCUUGGGCUAGAAUGGGGAACUUGCAUGCAUGGGGUGGACCACUUUCACAAAAUUGGCUGGAUGGACAAUUGGCACUGCAGAAGAAAAUAUUGUCUCGUAUGACUGAGCUUGGAAUGGUCCCAGUUCUGCCGUCGUUCUCGGGAAAUGUACCAGUGGCGUUUAAAAAAUUGUUUCCAUCUGCCAACAUAACCAGACUCGGGGAAUGGAACACUGUUGAUGGUGAUCCUAGAUGGUGCUGCACAUAUAUUCUCGAUCCUUCGGAUGCAUUGUUUAUUGAUGUGGGACAUGCUUUUAUCAGGCAACAAAUUAAAGAAUAUGGUGACAUCACCAGCAUCUAUAACUGUGACACGUUCAAUGAGAAUACACCACCCACAAAUGAACCAGCAUAUAUUUCAUCACUUGGUUCUGCGAUCUAUGAAGCCAUGUCAAGCGGUAACAAGGAUGCAGUGUGGUUAAUGCAGGGCUGGUUAUUCUACUCAGAUGCAGCUUUCUGGAAGGAGCCUCAAAUGAAAGCACUACUUCAUUCUGUUCCGAUUGGUAAGAUGAUAGUGCUUGAUUUAUUUGCUGAUGUCAAGCCCGUAUGGAAAAUGUCCUCUCAAUUCUAUGGGGUGCCAUACAUCUGGUGCAUGUUACACAACUUUGGUGGAAAUAUUGAAAUGUAUGGCAUACUAGAUUCAAUUUCAUCGGGCCCUAUUGAUGCACGUACGAGCUACGGUUCAACAAUGGUGGGUGUUGGCAUGACCAUGGAGGGAAUAGAACAUAAUCCAGUUGUUUUUGAGCUUAUGUCUGAAAUGUCAUUCCGUAGUCAAAAAGUUGAAGUUGAGGAUUGGUUAAAAUCAUACUCCUAUAGGCGAUAUGGUCAAUCUAAUGUCAAAAUAGAGAAAGCUUGGGGAGUUCUGUACCAUACGAUAUACAAUUGCACAGAUGGAAUUGCGGAUCACAAUAGGGACUACAUAGUUGAAUUUCCAGACAUGAGUCCAAGUUCAUUCAGCUCCCACUUUUCCAAACAAAGGGGUAUGCCAAUUGUGAGGAAACAUCCGAGAUUCUUCUUAAGUGAGGUCUCGGCAAACCUACCACAUCCCCAUCUAUGGUAUUCUACAAAUGAAGCUGUCAAAGCCCUUGAACUAUUUCUUAAUGCAGGAAAUGAUCUUUCAAAAAGUCUCACAUUCAGGUACGACCUUGUCGAUCUGACAAGGCAGUCACUGUCAAAGUUAGCAAAUAAAGUGUACCUUGAUGCUAUGGAUUCUUACAAAAAUAAGAAUUCAAGUGGUUUGAACUUUCACACAAAGAAAUUUCUCGAACUGAUUGUGGACAUUGAUAUACUACUGGCUUCGGAUGAUAAUUUCCUUCUGGGCCCUUGGUUGGAAAGUGCAAAAAGCCUUGCUAUGUCUGAAGAGGAAAGAAAGCAGUACGAGUGGAAUGCUAGAACACAAGUGACAAUGUGGUAUGACAACACAAAGACCGAGCAGAGCCAUUUACAUGACUACGCCAACAAAUUCUGGAGCGGGUUGCUGAAGAACUACUACCUUCCAAGGGCGUCGAAGUACUUCACUGGCUUAUCGAGAAGCCUGCAGGAGAACCGGAGUUUUCAGCUGGAGGAGUGGAGGCGAGAUUGGAUAUCGUAUUCUAACGAAUGGCAGUCCGGAGAGGAGCUGUACCCUGUGAAAGCCAAGGGUGACGCUUUGGCAAUCUCCAAAUCACUCUUCAGAAAAUACUUGAGCUAAGCUUCCGACGCAGGUCUGGGACGAGGAAAAUAAUGCGCAAGUGAGGUCCGACCUGAGUUGGUUGUGUUCUGCGAGUCAUGUAAGGUUGAACUGUGAAUACUGUUUCGCUGUUUGCAGUGGGUAUCGUACUGUACUACCAUGUCUGAGAUCGUGUUGUAAUAAAUUCAGUCGCAAAAUUGCCCACCUUUCCUGUGUCUACAAGUGUGGUGAAGUUGCACCGUAUGGUCUA
This is a messenger RNA of Brachypodium distachyon (stiff brome), 2832 nucleotides long. RefSeq names its product alpha-N-acetylglucosaminidase. Bases 174 to 2603 code for a protein of 809 amino acids. The transcript has 19 exons. NCBI's taxonomy places the organism in Eukaryota, Viridiplantae, Streptophyta, Magnoliopsida, Poales, Poaceae. The record is from RefSeq and is a predicted model, not a curated record.